GGGCCCGAGGGAGGGAAAAAUGGAAUGCGUUGUGCAAGGGAUCAUCGAGGCUCAGCACGUAGAAGCUCUGGAUGUGCUGCUGCAAGGCCUGUGCGAGGGACAGCGCGAGGCUGUCAAAACCCACGAAAUAUGCCUCAAGAGCACUGUGGCUUCGGAGCUCCAUCUACUGUGUGAUCUCUCCAAACGACCUCAAAUUUGGACUGUGAAGCACAUAGGAGGAGCAAUGAGAGGCACUGGUGCCGAGCAGCUGCCCGCCUUGGUACGCAACAUUGUGGAGUCCAAGAUGAGCAACAAUGCGCUUCGUUUCUUCUAUGCCGUCGGCUACAAGAUGGACUACGAGCUUCUCCGCGAUGGUUUUGCGUACCGCUUCCAGAGAGCCUUCCCGAUCACGGUCACGGUAACUUCAGUGUGUAGGCUUCCCAAGCAGCACUCGAUCGACGAAGCGACACCCGUCACUCCAAACAUCCAGCUCGUUGAGGUUACGGCUCCCGCUACCGCUGACAACUUUAGCGAUGUCGUCCCGGCAAUCUCCUCCUUUGCCGAGCACCUCUCCCCGCUUGUGAAUUUGUCCAAGCCUGGAAGUUUUGCAGGGAUCGUUUCCACGGCCUCCACGGCGGCCGCGUCAUUGCUUUCGCGAAGUGACAGGCUUGAGCAUCGCGUUUGAAUCAUUGCAAAGAUAUUUGGUUAUUAUUAACUUUCCUCGCAUACAUACAUAUUGACAUACA
Messenger RNA from Selaginella moellendorffii, 725 nucleotides. RefSeq names its product mediator of RNA polymerase II transcription subunit 18. Gene Ontology annotation, cellular component: mediator complex; core mediator complex. The transcript is spliced from 5 exons. Gene Ontology annotation, molecular function: transcription coregulator activity. NCBI's taxonomy places the organism in Eukaryota, Viridiplantae, Streptophyta, Lycopodiopsida, Selaginellales, Selaginellaceae. The coding region runs from base 20 to 664 and encodes 214 amino acids. The record is from RefSeq and is a predicted model, not a curated record. Gene Ontology annotation, biological process: termination of RNA polymerase II transcription; regulation of transcription by RNA polymerase II.